This is a messenger RNA of Felis catus (domestic cat), 13367 nucleotides long. RefSeq names its product KIAA1328. The transcript has 13 exons. NCBI's taxonomy places the organism in Eukaryota, Metazoa, Chordata, Mammalia, Carnivora, Felidae. Bases 1194 to 2858 code for a protein of 554 amino acids. The record is from RefSeq and is a predicted model, not a curated record.
UGACCGUGGUGACCUCGGGCCGGCUGAAUCUCUGCGGAGGAGGGGUAGGGUGUGGGCUGGACAGGGAGCCUUUUUGUCUUGGUUUAGGACUGUCCUUGGUCUGCGUUGUUAGGAGCAAGUCAGGACCUUGUCGGACUUCGAAGGCCUGUCAGUGAUGAUUUACUUUGUUGCUGGGAUUUUCGGAGAGGUUGGGGCUCGACGUGGUCUGGUGGUACUGGUUACGUUGCAAGUCUUUGCUGCUGGAAGUAGUGUUCAUUUUCAUGUGGACUGUGAGUCCCCACUGGCAGGAUUGAAGUUUUUGAGUUGUUUUGGGGUGGAGAAGCUGUGGAAUUUUACCGCUGUGGUGGUGUUCCCAGUUAAGUAACUGAUGAGACGUGUGACAGACUGAUUCUUUCUUGGGUUUGGAUAGACGGUGCCCGCCUGAUCUUUGGUCCUAGUAAGUUACAUCACGUUAGAGAAGUGUUACAUGAAGAGAGGGCAGUCCGUGUACUGAGUGCCUGCAGAGGCAAGUCUUUUUGUCUGUUUGCUAGGAUUGAUGAUAGAGCAUUGUUUGAGGCAUUGCUGUUAACUUUGGCAGAAUCAUUUUCUGCACGUUCUACUUAGCUCCCUGUGAAACUUACAAAAUUAUAUUAUCGGUUUUACUGAUUGAGUUAUAGAACUAGGAUUACAGUGUCAUGUGUAGAGAGGGAUAUUUUUGCAUUCCUUGCUCAGUGUUUAAUACUUUGUAAACAUAAUUACCACUUGUCUCUGAUAGGUGGGUGACAAGUAAAAUCAUGCACGUAUACUGUGGAUGAAAACACACUAGUGCACUGUGCAAAUUAAAUUUUUUUUUUUUUUCUUAUCAGGAAGGUUGCAAAGAGAAUAUGUGCAUUGGGACCUGGGCUGAAUUAGGAAGUCAGGAAAUUGGGAUGAGUCUUUUCUCAUGAAACACUAUGCCUGCAAUGGAUACUUGAAGUAUGAUUCAGCAGUAAUGUUUGGCACAAGAUAAGAACUUCCAAAGAAGCCGAGGUAGAACUGAGGUGGCACAUAGAACCCAGUAAGAGGUCCAGUAGACAUUUGUUUCUGAUGAAGAGCAAUCAGUAGUGUAUGUUCCAGGAAUUUCUACGGAAGGAAAUGCCAGAUCAAGACACAAGUUGAGUCCAAAAGCUGAUGUCAAACUUAAGACUUCCAAGGUUACUGCUGCUUCAGUCUCCAUGGAGUCUUUAAAAGGUGCAGGAGACUCGGUAGAUGAACAGAAUUUCUGCAAGGGAGGAAUAAAGAGUGCAUCAUUGAAGGAUUUAUGUCUCGAAGACAAAAGACGCAUUGCAAAUUUAAUUAAAGAACUGGCCAGAGUAAGUGAAGAAAAGGAAGUGACAGAAGAACGACUCCGAGCUGAGCAGGAAUCAUUUGAGAAGAAGAUCAGGCAGUUGGAGGAACAGAAUGAACUGAUCAUCAAAGAAAGGGAAGCUCUUCAGCUACAAUAUAGAGAAUGCCAAGAACUUCUCAGUCUCUAUCAGAAAUACCUAUCAGAACAGCAGGAGAAGCUCACCAUGUCCCUCUCAGAACUUGGUGCUGCUGGAAUGCAGGAACCACAGGUAUCCAAUAGGAAGAGCACUCUUCGGUCUUCAGCUAUGGAACUGGAUGGCUCCUACUUGAGUGUAGCCAAAUCACAAACCUGCUAUCAAACCAAGCAGAGGCCUAUGUCUGGAAUCCAAGCCUCCGCUUCAGAAUCCCUUGUGGAGUUUAAGAAUAAUUCUUUGAAGCCAGCAGAUUUUCAUUGUCCUAAAGAGGACCAAGACAGGGUGCCAUUAGAGACCAGAACAUGUGAUUAUGGAUCCCCAGGGAGAAAACUAGUAGAUGCAGUCCCUACAGAGAAAGCCCCACCAGCGGAAUUGAAGAUGAAACAAUGCCAACACCUGAAGCCUUCUCCAUCCAGUCAGUGUUGUGGUCAUAGACUUUCUGAAAAUGAAGAUCAUGUUCAUGAAAGUCAUCCUAUGCACAUGGCCCCUCAAUAUUCCAAAACACAUCUGGAAUCAUGCAAUAAUUGUGGGCUUUCCUGGGCAUCCCUGCUGCAUGGUCAAGGAACACAGCAGGCUAGUGAAACUGAUGUCAGAAAGCAACUCUCGGAAAAUAGAAGGCAGCAACUUAUGCUUCAGAAAAUGGAGCUGGAAAUUGAAAAAGAGCGCCUUCAGCAUCUGCUGACCCAGCAGGAGACAAAGCUUCUCCUGAAACAGCAGCAGCUUCAUCAGUCUCGACUGGAUUAUAAUUGGUUAAGAAAUCAAGCUGUAUUUAAGUCAAGAGAACUCGUUGCUGCUAAAGAGUUUACUAAACCCCGAGAACUCAAUCUGGAUAUGAAUGGGGAUGACUCUGGACCAAGUUUAUUGAAGUCAAAAUAUUCUGACUGGCUGCUGGGAGCAUCAUCAUCCAUCAAAAAGUACCAGGAGUCCACUAACAGUGGUGAAAAUAGAAGGGAGAAGAAGACAGUUGGGUUUCAAUCACAAACAGAAGAUAAUGCCCUAUGGACAUGUCAAAAGAAAGAUGCAUAUCGACCCCAAAGAGGGACAUUGGCAGGAAUUAGAAAAGAUGCGUCCACAUCUCCUAUGACAACAGGAAGCCAAAAGGAGCUUGUAAUCACAACCACAUCAUCACUGCAGCAUGACACUUCCCGGUAUGAGACCUCUCUGUUGGAUUUGGUUCAAUCUCUGAGUCCAAAGUCUGCUCCCAAACCUCAGCCCCAUCCCUCCAGAGAAGCUGGGGCCUGGAAUCACAGUACUUGCCGAUUUAGUCCUCGAAAAUCAAUCUGGAACAAGGUGGGGGCAGGCAGGACCCCUGAAGACCUGGAGGAGAAUCAAAUUCUGGAAGAUAUCUUUUUCAUUUGACAUUGAAACACAUGCUACAAAAUUUCCAUCAGAAAUGUGUGGGCUUCUUUAUGUACUGAUCUAGGGUGUUAAAUUAUUUGAUGGCAAAGUAACCGUGUCUCUCCCAUACUAGCAUCCUGUUGUGUAUUGAACACAGAAAUCAUUCUACGAACCCGGAGUGGUUUUGGUCAGACCAAUCAGUAGGUAACACAUUAAGGGGUUAUGGGGGUGGAGGGUAGUAUCUUUUCUAGGCCAAGCCUUGUCAUAUUCGGCCUGAUUUCAAGAGUGUUUCCUUCUCAAUACUUUAUUGGAAAAGGUUGGCUUUCUUUCGUAUACAAGGAAAAUGUUUUCACUGAAAGAUCCCUCUGAUUUCAAAGUAGCCCCUUUGUAACAUAAGCAGUUUCAGAAAGACCCUUUACCUCUCCUUUACCUCUGUUCCCUCACUGCCUGCCUCUUUGUACGCGUAGCCAUUGAAUCCCAAAGUUGGAGCUCCUGUGCCUAUGCUCACAAGCAACCCUGGGGACUAAUUGUGAGCCAGUAUCAGUAGUCAUCAGCCCAGCAGCUGCCCAUCCCUCAACCAAGGGGCACAAUGUGCUAGGGGGAGGGACCCACCCAACCCUUGGAAACCAGCAUUAAAUCACACAACAGAGUGACUACCCUCAGGAAACAAAAUGGAGGCACAGGCCUAAAGUGCUUUUCCUGCCGUCCACCCAUUUCCCAGGAUAAAUAAGAGCAAUAUCUCAGUACGUCUUAUUGGCCAAGUGUCUAUAUUCUUCACUCUUUGGAACUGCCCGUGGCUGUAUCUGGGGAAGAUGGCAGAGCUAGAGAGGGGCAUCAGCUACCACAGGCUGAUAGGCUCUCCCCGGGCCUCCCUCCUACCUAUGAGGAUCAAAGGCCCUGGUGACCAGGCCUUUUAUGUGCUCUGCUCAGGAUCACUGUCCCACUGUCUCAUGACCUCAAAGAACCAUCUCUACUUGCCAGAUUCUCCUUCACCACCCCAGGCAGAGUCUCUCCAUCUUUCCCACUGGGCCUCCAUUUGACCCGAGAAGGCCUGUGGAAGAAGUACACUUGAGGCCUCGUUUUCUCUCUGUUCUCCUAUUCAGCAGAGCUCUUAAGAUGGGUCCUUCAGCUUACAAUGGGCUCUGGUGGGCACUCAUGCUGAUCGGCAGCAUGAUGAGCCCGGUAGAGCCAGUGAGUUUAAAACUUGUCGGUCAUUGGAAGCAAGGGGAAAAUGUGUCCCCAGAUGUGUAUGCUCAAUGACUUUAUUUGAUCUGGAAAGUGUUGCUUUUUUUCUCUCCCUUUCACCAGUCCCAGGCUUGAAGUAGGACCAAGAGUCUUUGUCAGUUAGUGAGCGUUGGUAGCCAAAGUCAGGCCACCCAGUGCAAACUGCAUUUAGUGAGCCUGCAUGGCCUUAUCAAAACUAGAUUAUUCAAGCCUACAAAAGCCUUGUUAAGCAGAUUCCUCAUCAGAAUGGAUCCUAAUUUCACUGUCUCUUCAGGCUUGAGGCCCUAUCAUCUCUACUCAGCCUUCCUUUACUUGGGUCUUUUUGCUCUUUGGAAAAAAGAAUGGAACCUACCAAUAUCAUAUCCUUAAUUCGAGGUCAAGAUUAACUAGGUUUAGGCAUUCAACUGAAAGGUUGAAAAAAUACUGCCAAUUACAAUGUCCUUUUAAAAUUCACCCCUGUGAGAGUAACUGAGUCCAUUUCAUCCCAUUUCAACAAGUGUUUGGAGUUUCUUUUGGUGUGGCAGAAGGGGUAGAAGCUGAGAGCCUUCAGCCAUUUUCUCAAUUAAAUUUAAGUUUCCCAGAACUUUCUUUUCCUUGCCCCAGGUGUCAUGAGUACCUUAAGUACAUCCCCCCUCGGAUCAGCCAUAACGACACUCUCCCGUUUGGACGCCGGUGUCUUUAUAGCUCUCCAGAGUAAGAGGGUGCCAGAAGGACCAAGAAAAGGAUUAUGAUUUCUUUAAGAAGCUUGUUUGCCUUUAGAAGAAUCAUAAGUGAGAUUUAAGCUGAGGUCUUUUGGGGUGAGUCUAUCACAUGCCACAGAUUGGAGUUUAAUUGCUUCUUUACCUCCCCCUGCAUGAGCAAUUUGGAAGAGCCAAGAUGAAUUUUCAGCAGAACAUCAAUCAACGUAUUUUUCAUAUGCUACAUUCCCCCACCAGUUGCCUUUCUGUAUCCUGUGGGCACUUCCUGUGUGUCAGGGCAGUAGGAUGUGAAUUUGUGUCUAAUCCAGUAUCUUCCUUAUGAAUUGAACAGUGUAUGUUAACAUCUUACUCUGUCUUGGAGAUACAUAUGUGGAGAUACAUAUAUAUAUGAAAAGGUUCUUGUAGGACCUCGAGGCUGUUGUAGAGCCUGGACGCUUGACCUAAUUGCAGAUAUCGUAUGAAAAGAGGAGCAGACACAGAGGGGUCAGGCUUUCUUCCUGGUAAAGUACUCCCAAAGUGACUGCCUCCAGCUGCUUCCUCAGAGCAAGACUGGAUACGUAUUAGGAGAGCUGCACAUAGGGCCACAACAUUGCCUACCCUGCUACCCACUAUUCUGUGAGAGAAAAAACAACCAGUGUUUGCAAAAUGGGAAAAGGCAAAGUAUGUCCACCAAAGCUCCCUACAAGGGCCCAAAGUGCCUGAUUUAGGAAACUAAGGUUAAUCAAGGAAAAGCUUUUGCUGACAGUCAUCCUUCCUGGAGGCACACUUGUGUUCAUCCAAACAGACCCCAUGGUGGGGACUUCUCUAGAAAACCCCAAACGUCACGAGGAAGGAAGGGCCCUCUCCUUCAGAGCUGCCCUUGGCUGUUGGCCCAGCUCCCAGCACCCAGCUCCUACGAGAGAUUUGCUAGCCAGAGACUCUGGGAAGCAAUAGGCCUAAAGGAGAGAGCCGGAUGAAGUCUGCGGUCAUUAAUGAGGUGGAGAGGCUACAGCAGACUCCUCCCAGCUCGUGCUUUAGCCUCCCCUCAGUGCAUAUUGUUUCUAAUGUGGGCAACUGUUCAUAUACAUGAGAGAUUUUAAGUUAAUCAGUUAGCUCCAUGGCUAUCCUCCUCAUGUGGUUGUGGUAUCGAAUCAUCCCUUCGACACCCUCCUCAGAUCUGUGAGGCGUAACUUGGAAGCAAGAGCAGCACCACAAGUUAUCAAAAUGUUGUUUUCCUCAGUAUGUGUUAAACAUCAGGAGCGUGGGUCAGCUCAGAGAGAGGAAACGGUUUGCCGCAAACUGUUAGGUUUUCCUGGUUGACUCCAAGCCACUCCCAUCACGUGGACCCCAAGUCUCCUCUAGGCUGUGUGGUUGCUGGAAAGGAAGUUUCAAUGUACAUGCACCCCUGAGUCCCUUCCGCGUGCCUGUCACCCAAAUUGUUCAGCAAGGAAGAACAAUCACAGCACUCGGACACAGGAAAAAUGGUCCUGUCUAGGUGGCUUUAGGUGCUAAGAGAUGCUGGGGAGGGCUUGUGUGCCUGAAAUGCCUAGUUUUGAGAUCAGACUCGUGGAUCCAAUUAACAGCCAGAGACUCUAUCCUGCCCCUUUUUCCCCAGGUCAAUCUGGCACCUCCCCUUGAUCAAGGGGACUGCAGGUAUCCCUCAGAGGAGGAGGUGGCAAGACCACAGUCCUCACUCAACCAGCUCCGAGCCCUGUGCGCCAUCUUGUUCAAUGCUUAUGAUAUUUGUACUUUUAAAAAAUCAUUUCAGGGGGGCGCUUGGGUGGCUCAGUCGGUUAAGCAUCCGCCUCUUGAUUUCGACUCAGGUCACGAUCUCACAGUUCGGGAGUUCAAGCUCCAUGUCAGGCUCCGCGCCGACGGGGCGGAGCCUGCUUGGGAUUCUCUCUGUGCUUCUCCCCCGCUCGCUCGCUCUCUCUCUAAAAAUAAAUAAACUUUAAAAAAAAUAAUAAAAAUACAAAACCAUUUCAGUAUAUAAGUGUCUCUUGUAAGCCACCUUUAAUUCUUUGUGGAACGAGGACAGGGAAACACGUACACGUGCCUAAGUGUUCAGCAUGUUAUCUUGUGCACCGAUAACGAACAUGAGGCCUGACCGACCCUAACUGAGGCCAUCGGCCAGUAAAGAAUAGAAUUCCAACUCAGAAUCUGGGGGUGGGAGGGCCAUUACUCCCUUCUCCCCCCUCUGUCUUCCGGUCAAACCCGAGUAGUAACGAGUCCUCCUCCUACUCCUCAAUCUGCCCCCUCCGCCCUCUCUGCUGACACGUCUCUAGGACAACAGUCUCUGUGUUGGGCUCCCUGCUAGAUGGCCUGGACUCAUCCUUGAAAGAGUGACCUAACCCUCUUUGCCUUGCUCUUAUCUUGAAAUGGGGAUCGUGACAGAGGCUACCUCGGAACUGUCGUGAAGGUGCUGCGAGCAUGUCGAGCACUCAGCACAGGUAAAUAAGCACUCCUAAGGGUUACCUGUUAAAUUUUCUCCGUGAAGCGACCAGGGUCAUCUUGCCAUGUCACGCCCUGGCUUAAAGCGUUGGAAAGUUCCAGUACUUCAUUUCCUAUUGCACUUAAGUGGGAGCGUGGCCUUCUGAGCAUUAAUGCACGAGGCUCUUCAUGGUUUGGCCCCUUCGUUUCCCUGCUGUUUCUUUCUCUUGACUUCUGUGCUCCAACCACUGUGAACUUCCUUAGUUACUGAAGGCAGCGUGAUACCCUUCUCGCGAGCUUCUCAUGAGCUUUCUUAGCUCUCUGUAUAUCCUCUAUCACAACACUUACUGUGCUAGGACUGCCUGUUUAUCUGUUCCCUCCUUUAGAUGGUAGGCCCCAUGGUGGCCAGAAUAAGAUGUUGGUCUUAGCCAUCACUCAGUCCCAAAAAAGGAGCAUGAUUCCUGGCACGUUACAGACUCUCAUCAUUAUCAGUUAGAUGGAUAGGUAGGUGCACGGGUGGAAGGGAGGAAAGGAGAGAAGGAAGAAAUCAAACAGAUGUGUGCCUCCAAAGUUCAGUACCCUGAAUACUCCAGGCUGCUUACACCUCUCUCACAGGCAGAAAGAGAGGGCUGUACUGAGGGGUCUGGGGACAUUCUAUUGCUCCCUCUCUAUUCCCACACUGACUCACAUUUUCUCUCCAAACAAAUCUAAGACUUAACAACUUUUCCUGUUUAAAAACCCAAAGGACUCCACGAUGCUUACAGGGCAAGGAGCAUGCACUUUAGAGUGACCUACCAGGCAGGACUCAGCAUCUGACCCCACCUCCCUCAUCCACCUCACCUCCCUCCUCUCUCUGCUCUAUUCACCUUUCCAACUCACAGCUAUUGGCCACCUCCCAAAGACACGCUGCUCUUUGCCAUCUGUGUGGCUUUUCCACAUCUCUGUCUCACGGAUGACUUUCCCAGACCUAGCUCAGCUGUCACCGCUUCCAUAUUCUCCUGAUCCCUCCGGGCAUCCUUAUAGACUCUGCUUCUGCUAAUGCUCCAGAGAACCUUCUGUCCUAUCCCACCUCAAACUGUGCUGUAUUGUCUUGUGUACUGUUUGUCUCCCUAUUAGCAUGCUGAGUGUCCAAAGACGACAAAUCUUGACCUUGGAAUCAACUCAGCCCUACCACUUGUGAGAUGUACACAUUUAGGCAAGUUAUACUUUAUAAAUUUAAUCUUUAUUAUAAAGUUAAACCUUACAGGGGCACGUGGAUGGCUCAGUCCAUUGAGCAUCUGACUCUUCAUAUCGGCUCAGGUCAUGAUCCCAGGGUCGUGGGAUUGAGCCCCGUGUAGGGACUCUGUGGUGAGCCUGGAGUCUGCUUAGAAUUCUCUCUCUCUCCUUCUGCCCCUCUCCCCCACUUGCACUCGCUAGUUGCCUCUCUUUCAAAUAAAAAAAUAAAGUUAAACUUUAUCAAUUAUACUUUAUAAGCCUCAAAUACAGUAAUUUAUAAAAUCAUUUAUAAAAAGGGAGUGGUAAUUCCUACCCUAUGAGUUGGUGCCUCGAAUGCUGACCUAGCCCGGGAAAACUAGCCCAGAGGAAAACUAGAAUGAUUAAGCAAAGAUGCCCAUGCAAGGAGGCUGAGGCAGGGUGUCCAGUGGAGGCAGAGGGGGCUCCCUGGAAUGUAGGGACCAGAAGUCCCAGGAACAAAGAGCAGUGUUGGGAUGCGGGAGACAAGAGGUGUUCGGCCGGAAGACCAGGUCCCGUCCCGUCUGAGAUCUGCACAAGGCAUGGGCGCCGGCCCCUCCCUCCCCUUCCUCUGCGGUCCAUAGCUGGGCGGCCUUGGCCCGCACCUCACUGGCACCACCGCACAGACAACAGCCCCGGCCUGACCGCCACCAGGAUGUCCAAGGCCCACGGUCCUUCACCUGUGCUGCAGUUAUAAACCCUGGUAUCCCUGCUCUUUGUCCUUCUCUUCCCCUGUGCUGAGACGAGGGGCUGGAAGAAGGGAAGGCCAGCUGUCCCGCCUCUUGUCACUGCCAGCCGAGACUCCAUGAACCCCCCCAGCCCUGGCUUUCAGUGUCCUCCUCCCAGCUGGAGGUGAUUUAAGCUUGUUGGAUUUAUAUAACAUUGGGAAAUGGUAAACUGUGUAAAUUUGCUAUGUUUUCCAGGGACAGUUAUUUAUGGAGAGGCAUUUUUAACUCAAGUGCAGAAGUGUUAAAUCAUUAUAAUAAAUUCAUGCUAUUCAGACUUUCUUACAUUGUAAUAAAUUUUUUCUAAGCAUGAAUGAGGAGAUCCAUGAUUCCUCUAAUAUACUAUUAUGUAUUUCUUCUCAAAAUGACACAACUUACUAUAUCAACGUGGAGAAUAAGAGAAGGAGAUUUACUGCGAUGGAGGGGAAAAGGUUGAGUAACAAUGAGUGUGAGAAGGGUCUCGGGAGCAGUGACCCCAGGCAGAACUUCUCCCUGCCUCUCUGCUUGCCGCACACCUGCUGGGAGGAGAAGCAGGUGCAGCCCCAGCAGGGGAGGGCCAGCUAGGGCUGCGACCCCCAAAUCUCCCAGCUGAGCUUAGGAAAAGAGCAGAGAAAUGGGUAGGGGCCCCGGGGCUUCCGUCCCACCCUAUGCAGGGGGAGGUGCCGGAGUGGGCGGUCUCCGAAAGGAAAAGCCCCCUGGUCUUCCAAAACCUUCAGUCCCGGGUGGAGAGCGGCCCUGCACACGGCCCUCUCCUCACCUGUCUCCCACCUCUCUGCUCAUCUGGACCAGAGGGUUCGUACCUUUCAUCAGAUCCCCAAAGUUCAGGACACAUUGGUCUUCAGUAAGCUCUGAGGCCUUUUGUGAUCGUCCACUAUGCACUGGGCAAAGUCCAACGAUAUGGGUUCUGACCACCAGCAGCACACAGGCGCUCCUUCGAGCUGCAGUUAAGAGCUCCCAGAGGCCAGAACAACAGCCCCCGGGAGGGAGACUUCCAUCAGGAUCUUCCCAGAGAUAGGGCACUUUUGCUGGGCGAGGGCAAGGACAGGAGGGUGUUCCAGGCAGAGGAGGAGCAGUGUGUCAAAGGCAUGGAGACAGAGCCCCCCAAAGUAAGCUCACGCGGACAGUGUUGAACGCUAGGCCUGGUGUUCAAAGUCAGAGGAGUGGUGGGGUCCAGCGGAAAGACACCCAUAUAGGUUCCAACUAUCGCUGCUUCCCUGCUGCCUGUCACCUCCCCAGCUGGUGCUCCCAGAUCCCUCCUUAAUAGGGAAGGAAGAGGGAAAUUGGCCCCUCCAAUGCCCGGUCCAAGUGGCUGACAGCUAUCUUCAGGCUGACCCAGCUAAUUCCAAACUGGCCACCUGUUUUGUUUUGUUUUUUUUUUUUUUUUUUUUCCAUUUUAUUUUGAAGUCAGACUUACAGAGAAGUUUUGGAAAUACCGCAAAGAAUUCCUGUAUACCCUUCACCCAUAUUCCCCAAGUGUUAACAUGGUAACUCAUUUGCUUCAUCAUUCACUCUUUCCCACACGUAAAUAAACACAUCUAUUAUUACCUUUUUCCUGAAGUAUUUAAGAGUAAGUUGCACACAUAAUCCUCUCUAAUAGUUUGGCAUGUAUUUCCUAAAAACAAGGACAUUCUCUUACAUAACCACAGUACAGUGAUCAAAAUCGGGAAGUUAACAUUAACACAGUGCCGUUAUCUAAUCUACAGACCUUAACUGACAUGUUGCCAGAUUUCCUUAUUAACUUUCUCAGUUUCCUUUCCUUAAAUAUCUUUUUAACAAAGGAAAAACAAUGCUGGCUCAGAAUCAUACGUUGCAUUUAGCUAUUGUGUCUCUCUAAGAUGAGUACGAUCCACUUGUUUGGUUUUUUUUUAAGCUUAUUUAUUUAUUUUUGAGAGAAAUUGCAAGCAGGGUAGGGGCAGAGAGAGGUGGAGAGAGAAUCCCAAGCAGCCUCCACCCUGUCAGCGCAGAGCCCAACUCGGGGCUCGAACUCGUGAACGGUGAGAUCAUGACCUGAGCCGAAAUCAAGAGUUAGCCACUUAACUGACUGAGCCCCCAGGCAUCCCUACAAUCCACUUGUUUCAUAAAAUGUUCCCCAAUUUGGGUUUGUCUGAUGUUUUUGUAUGAUUAAAUUCAGGUGACGCAUUUUCAGCAGGAGUGGGUAAUGCUGUGUCCUUCUCAGCACAUCGUACCAGGAGGCCCAUGACAGCUAUUUCCUUCAUUCCAGGGCAUAUUAAUGUUAAUCACACGGUUAAGGUACAACUGUACAGUUAUUAACCUUUCCUUUGUAACGUAUUAGUCUGGGAAGGCAGGGGUACUUUGAGACUGUGUAGAUAUUGUUUCCCUUCUACCUUUUACCCACGAGUUUCAGCAUCCUCUGAUGAUUCGGCACAUUCCAUUUAAAUCCUAGUCUUCUGCUGGGUUCUGACUACCCUCUUUGACCAGCCCAGUCCUAGACAAGAGAUUGGAAAAGGAGACAACUCAUUUCUCUUCAUCAUGGACUUCAGCUAGGGAGGGAGCCACAUACACAGAGCAGCACAGAACAGCGUGGGAACAGGGCCCGGUGACGUGGUCCCCACUCUGAGGUCAACAGGAGGUCACAGAAGAGGUGCUCAGCCUGAUCUAGAGCCCCCUGGGGCAAUGGACCCUGAACCAAGGUCAGGGAGAAUGUGAAUGGUCAGAAACCUGGAACAACAUGAGAAUCUGUGUCCAUAAGACAUCUGUGAGGGCCCCAACAAGAACUUUUCCCAAAUGUGUAUCAUCCCCCCAGCUCCCAGUAAUGAGAAGACCAGAACCAUCGGGCUAUCUUCUAAUCCCUGUGCAGAGCUGGGGAAGAUGAAGCCGAGGGGCCUUGCUGGGAGUGUGCCAGGCCUGGGCUGCUUCAGAAGGGGUGCAUGGGAGGCAUCCUCCCUACACCACUCUGCUUCUCAUUCAUUUGGCAACCAUCGUCGAGCUCCUUCUAUGUGCCAGACCUUGCGUGCAAUGCCAAAGGCCCUAAUACCUCAAGUAGUUCUUGAUUAAAGGGGAUACCUUGAGCCCAGAGGCAUCUUAAGGUUGUCAAGCGCUCAGGACAAGGCGUCAAGUGUCAAGACUUGCUUCAACUUCUGCCCAGAGCAGAGAGCAGGACAAAGUGGUGGGGAAAACACUGUUCUUUUCUCUCAUUCGGGUGGCUCUUAUCUCAAGAGCUAGGCUGAGGGCUUUCACAGCCUCCCUCCUCUGCCCUCUCUCUUCUCCAGGGCCCUUCCCAGCACUUAGCAGAGAGCUGGACCAAAUCCUUGAGACCCAGGCACCGGCUCACUUCUGCAGAGGAGGAAACUGAGGCAGAGGCCUGAAGCCUUUCCAGGACAAUCCUGCUUCCACCCUUCCCGUGGUUAGGUUGUGUGUCUGUGCGAGUCUUGGGAAUACAGUCAGCGAAGAGGCUUCUGAGUGAAGAGUCGUGAUGCAAGUGCCUGGAAUAGGUAGCCUCUUCCAAAGUAAUACAGCGAUUACAAGCACAGAAUCUGCCAGCAGGGGACCAGGGCUCACACCCCAGCUCUGCCGUACCGGUGACUUUCAGUACACGGCUGAAGCUCCUCUGUAAAACCGGGUCCAGGGUUAUCGGGAAGACAGCUGGGAUGGCAUCAGUGAAGUAGCCAGGACAGUGUCUGGGUCAUCAGUGGUGGGGGGAGGUUGUUUUUAAACAAGGCCCUGCAUCUUCCCCAGCAUAUUCCCCGCCUACCUAAGACAUCUGACAGUUCUUCAGAAUGUCUACCCAUGGGCCACUCCCUUGGGGCUCACCCUCCAGCGCCCAGCCCAAGUGUCUCCUCCUUAGACUUGGCCCCUUGCCUUCCAUCCUCAGGGUCGCCCCCAGCCCUGCACCGCACUAUUCCGCAGUUGUCUUUGUCAGGGAACCUCAUAUGGGGGAAUGAGUGUAGCUGAUUUUUAUUCUGGGCCCCAUUACUUUCUUGCAGUGGCAUUUUGGGCAAGUUACUUACCUUCCCCAAGCCUCUUACUGUGAUUCACGUGGAGACUCUGGAAACUACAAGAAUCCUCAUACCUCAAUUAGUGGAGUACGGGGCCCUCAGAAAUGGUUACAUUUUCCCCCUUGAUUCUGAGUGGUGGAGAACCAGUUUGCAUCGAUCUUGAAAGUUUGUUUAUAGUUUUCUGCAGAGUUCAGUGUGCUGGGGUAAACAAAGCUGUCACGAACUCAAAAGGUUUUGAACCUCAAGUGGCUACAUCAACUAUUAAUAAAUAUUCCAUUUAUGAAUUUC